CCUCAGGCGAAGCGCUCUCUCUCUCUCGCUCUCGCUCUCCUCUUAUCCUCCCUCGGUUGAACAAGAGGAGCCGGAAAACCUCUUCCUCUCGCUAGUCGCCUCGCCUCGCCACUAUCUCUCUGGGUCUCGGCUGGCCACACAACGACAACGGACCGCGGGAUGGGCCGGGCAGAGCCCAACCCCACUCUCACUCACCCUGGGCCGGCCCAACCAGCGGCUCGGCUACAAAAUCACCGAACCCCCAACACCGCCGUCGGAGCAGCGGCGGCAGCAAGAGGAGAGGAGGAGCGAGAUGGCGCCGCCCAGCAAGGAGCCGUGCAAGAAGGAGGCGUGCGACAUCCAGGCCUGCCUCUCCAAGAACCUCUUCGAUUCCAAGAAGUGUUUGAAAGUUAUUCAGUCACUACAAUCUUGUUGUGAGCAAUGCGAGUACAAAUCAACACAUUGUGGUUCUUUGUCGGGCUUGCUCAAAAACAUUUCAAAGUGAUGUAAUAAGACUAUCACUCAAUAAAGGUAAUUUUAGGUUUGCUUGGGAGUUAAUCAGGAUAUCAGUUUCUCUAAUCCAUCAUGUAUGACUGGGAAAAAUAAUAAUGCGCCAUCCUCAACCUGCAGAAAGGUGCUGUGGUUGCUAGUUGUUCGGUGCUGAGUUUGUCAACACAUUUCUUUAAGAGGGAUACUGAUAUUGCCGUAUAGCUGUAUUAUCCUUUGUAUUUCUUAUUAUGCCCAUGUGCAGAUAUAAUUCAAGAAAAUAAGUGAACCCUGGCCUUGUUGUACACCAAUCUGCAUUUAUGAUAUGGGAAGUGUUUUUUGAAUUGCA
Messenger RNA from Triticum aestivum (bread wheat), 814 nucleotides. Its product is annotated as cx9C motif-containing protein 4. The transcript is spliced from 5 exons. The record is from RefSeq and is a predicted model, not a curated record. NCBI's taxonomy places the organism in Eukaryota, Viridiplantae, Streptophyta, Magnoliopsida, Poales, Poaceae. The coding region runs from base 293 to 484 and encodes 63 amino acids.